AUGGCCAACGACGAGUAUGAUUUUCUCUUUAAAGUCGUGUUGAUCGGAGACUCUGGCGUCGGAAAAUCCAAUCUUCUCAGCCGAUUUACACGAAACGAGUUCAACCUAGAUUCCAAGUCUACAAUCGGCGUCGAAUUUGCUACCAGGUCGAUCCAAGUUGAUUCCAAGACCAUCAAAGCGCAGAUAUGGGAUACUGCUGGACAGGAACGCUACCGCGCCAUUACCUCGGCCUAUUAUCGUGGCGCGGUCGGCGCCCUGCUUGUCUAUGACAUUAGCAAGCACCAGACGUACGAGAACGUGACACGAUGGCUGAAGGAGUUGCGAGACCAUGCCGAUGCCAAUAUUGUCAUUAUGCUUGUUGGAAACAAAAGCGACUUGAGACACCUACGAGCUGUCCCAACUGAAGAAGCCAAAGCUUUUGCUAGUGAAAAUCAUUUAUCCUUUAUUGAGACUUCCGCUUUGGAUGCCAGUAACGUUGAGCUCGCCUUUCAAAACAUUCUCACUGAAAUCUACCGAAUUGUCUCAAGCAAGGCUCUCGACACUGGUGAUGGUGCUCAGGCUACGAUCGGUAGCGGCACAAACAUCUCUCUGAGCAAGCCCGCAGACGAUGACACUUCCAAGAGUGCCAAGUGCUGCUGA
Messenger RNA from Ustilaginoidea virens, 639 nucleotides. RefSeq lists its product as uncharacterized. Gene Ontology annotation, molecular function: GTP binding; GTPase activity. Gene Ontology annotation, cellular component: recycling endosome. The coding region runs from base 1 to 639 and encodes 212 amino acids. The transcript has 5 exons. The record is from RefSeq and is a predicted model, not a curated record. Gene Ontology annotation, biological process: exocytosis. Lineage: Eukaryota; Fungi; Ascomycota; Sordariomycetes; Hypocreales; Clavicipitaceae.